Messenger RNA from Oncorhynchus kisutch (coho salmon), 4848 nucleotides. RefSeq names its product non-SMC condensin I complex, subunit D2 (gene ncapd2). The record is from RefSeq and is a predicted model, not a curated record. Lineage: Eukaryota; Metazoa; Chordata; Actinopteri; Salmoniformes; Salmonidae. Gene Ontology annotation, molecular function: histone binding. The transcript has 32 exons. The coding region runs from base 206 to 4426 and encodes 1406 amino acids. Gene Ontology annotation, biological process: mitotic chromosome condensation; meiotic chromosome condensation; mitotic cell cycle. Gene Ontology annotation, cellular component: condensin complex; condensed chromosome, centromeric region; nucleus.
CAGACAGAUGGCGUAGUUUGUUCACGGAAGAGGGUCAGUGGGAGGAGGGGAGCGAUGCUGAUGACGUAGACCUUUGGCGCGCUGCUGUUAAAAAUUCAAAACCUUUCGCCACAAACCGUUUAGAGCAGAACCGUGCUGUUUCAAUCUCUUCAACAGUUUCUAAAGAUCCGAAAUUGUGGCUAAGAGCGCUAGAAAAAAUAUUGUGAUGUCGUGGGACUUCUUUGUGCCUGUGUGCGUGGGUGACCUGGUGAAGACUGGGGGCAUUAACCAGUACGUGGUUCAGGAUGUCGUCUCCCCUAAACAACUUCCCUCCCAUCUCAACAGUUUCAAGGCUGCACUGAGAAGCCAGGGUCCAUUGUGUAUCCUGGAACACUUUGACACGGGUUACACUGUGCUGCAGCAUUGCCAUAAAGUGGACAUGAGUGUGAAAGAGGACACCCUGGAGUUACUCAUACAAGUGGUGAGUGGCCUGUCCGUCUCCCUGCCCUCCCUCCUCCUCAACGCCUCACUCUCCGCCCCGGACCGCAAGGAGCAACUCAAUGCUGUCAAAAUGAGUGUAUUCCUCCUCUGCAAGCUCACAGAAAUCCUUGAGAGUGACUCUUACAGGCAGAGUAUCGUCACUGCACCCAGUAAGGGCAGUAAGAAGGGGAAGGCUGCAGGAGAAGGUCUACUACAGUGGGACUCUGAGAGGGAGACGGUGCUGCAGGCUCUAACCCAGCUCCUUCAGCUGGACAUCCGCUCCCUUUGGAGCCUCUCUUUGGUCGAGGAGGAGUUCAUCAGCUGUGUGACAUGCUGCUGCUAUAAGCUCCUGGAGAACCCAACCAUCAGCCACGUGAAGAACAAGCCCACCAGAGACGCCAUCAUUCACCUGCUGGGGGUGCAGGUCAAGAAAUACAACCACCUUCUGGGUGCCAGUGUGAAGGUGAUCCAGCUGCUGCAGCACUUUGAGCAGCUCUCAUCAGUGUGUGCCCAGGCGGUGUCUGUGUGGAGCACUGAGUAUGGAGUCAAGGCUAUUGUAGGAGAGGUCAUGAGGGAGAUCGGUCAGAAGUCUAGUGAGGAGCUGGCCAGAGAGGGGUCAGGGGUCAAGGCCUUCUCCAGCUUCCUGUCUGAACUGGGCACCCUGGUCCCAGACACCAUGAUCCCCAACAUCAGUGUGUUACUCACACACCUGGAGGGCGAGAGCCCUAGUUUGCGUGUGGCAGUGUGUGAAGUGUUAGGAGAGGUUCUGGUCAGGGUCCUGAGUGGAGAUGGACUGGAUGAGUCUGGCAGAGCUGACAGGGACCGCUUCAUGGACACACUGCAGGAGCACCUACACGACACACACUCCUACGUCAGGGCCCGAGUGCUGCAGGUCUACACGCGCAUCGUCAACAGCAAGGCUCUGCCCCUGAACAGGUACAGUGAAGUGAUGGGGUUGGCAGUGGGAAGGCUGAUGGACAAAUCCAUCAAUGUGGUCAAGAGUGCCAUCCAGCUACUGGCUGCCUUCAUCGCGCACAACCCCUACAGCUGCAAGUUGAGCAGUGCUGACCUGAAGAAACCCCUGGAGAAGGAGACGGAUAAACUCCGAGAGCUUAGAGAGAGACUGCAGGAAAACGCACCUGUGGCAGUGAUCAAGGCCUCCGAGCUGUGGGCCGCUAUGGAGCCUGAGCUGCUCCUCACCGUCAGAGCCGAGCUGGAGCCCACCAGUGAGGGGGAACAGCAGGAGGGGGAGGAGGACGAGGCUGGAGAGGAGGACGACAGGGCCACCGCCGUACAGAUCGCCCAGUUCCUCCGCAUCAACAAAUACCGGAAUGCAGUGCGUCUGUGUGUGCGAGCCCACAGCUUGUUCCCAGAGUCUGAGAUGUUCUCGUCUCUGACCACUCUCACCCCCGAGACUCUCUUGGACACACUGGCCCUGCUCUUCAAAGGUCCUGACCAGGACACCUCUGAGAUCAGAGAGGACCUGCCUUCCACCCCCCAGAAGGAGGGAGCAGGGGAUGGGGGGAAGGAAGGGGUGGAGGAGACCGAGCUGAAGAAACAGGAGAUGCUGUUGCAGUAUCUGAAAGACACUGAGAGCUUUGCCCUGCAGGUGGAGAGAGCCAUCGCUGUCAUCAACACCAUGCUCUACUGGAAGACUACCUCAGUGGUCCAGGAGGCGGUGCAGUUCUGUGUGACAGUAUGCGAGUUCAGUGUGGCGAACUCUCUGACUGGCGUGAGGAAGAUGCUGCCUCUGGUCUGGUCUACUGACGCUGCCAUUAAAGAUGCUGUGGUGCAGGCCUACAGACGCCUCUACCUCAACCCCCAGGGAGACAACACCAGGGCUAAAGCUCAGACUCUAGUGGACAGUCUGUCUGAACUCAUGGUGGAUGCCUCUCUGGGGACAAUCCAGUGUCUGGAGGAGAUAGUCCAGGAGUUUUUUGGUGGUGGCAGCAGCCUGCAGUCCACGGUGGUGCAGGUUCUGUGGGAGAGGUUCACUGGCAAACGAGAGACCUCCAGCCUGCACAGACGAGCAGCAGUGCUGCUUCUGGGAAUGGCUGCACGAGCGGAGAGGGAGGUGGUCCUCAGUAACCUGGACACUCUGUGCUCUGUGGCUCUGGGAGAGAAGUUGACUGAAGACUUACUACUGGCCAGAGACUCAGUUAUCACCAUCUGUAACAUCACUGACCAUGUCAGGCAAUGCAAAGGAGCUCCAUUCAGACUGCCUCAGGACAACCAGCUCUUUACCUGCCUCACACAGGCCAUCGCUGAAGGUGUGGUGAUGGCGGACCCUCAUUGGCAGAGCUUCAUGGAGCAGGCUGUCCGUCUGCUGUACUUCCUGUCAGAGUCCCCAGACCAGCUCUGCUCCCGCCUCCUCCAGCGCUGCUCUCGUCUGCUAUUGGACCAGAUCGCGGAGGGCGGGGAGAUGUUAGCAAACAAGGAUGUCAGCCAGUUGCCGGGUGCAUCUCAGGACUCUGAGGAGCAGGGAGAACAAGUCCCUGCGGUGAGCUGCGUGUCCCUGGCCCAGCUGCUGUCUCUGUGUGGCUGCGUGGCAUUCUGGCAGGUGUCCCACCUGGAGCGCAGCGUCAGCACUGAGCUGCGGAGGAGGAGAGGAGAGACCGAAGAGAGGGAGGAGAAGGCGAAGGUACCCUCCCGUAAGGCCAAGCAAGCGGCCAAUGACAGUUCUGUGGAGGAAGAACUUGGGUUGAUGGGUGCUUCUGCUGAGGACACCGAGGCAGAGCUGAUCAGGAAGAUCUGUGAGACUGAGCUGUUGGCUGAGGAGAACCUGUUGUGCUCGUUCCUGCCCCUGCUGGUGAGGGUGUGUAGUUCCCCAGGGAGAUACUGCCACCCCCAGCUCACCACCGCUGCCUGCCUGGCCCUCUCACAGUACAUGAUGAUCAGUCCGUCAGUGUGUGAGGAGCACAUCCGUCUCCUGUUCACGGUGCUGGAGCGCUCCUCUCUGCCCGUCGUCAGGGCCAACGCCAUCAUCGGCCUGGGAGACCUCACCGUCCGCUUCCCCAACAUCCUGGAGCCCUGGACCCAGAACCUCUAUACCAGGCUGAGUGACGAGAACCCGGCGGUGAGGCAGACUGCGGUGACUGUUCUGACCCAACUAGUGCUGAAGGAUGUGCUCAAGGUCAAAGGUCAGGUCAGCGAGGUGGCUGUGCUGCUCAUCGACCCCCAGACACACAUCGCCAGCCUCGCACUCAACUUCUUCAACGAGCUCGCCUCCAAGGACAAUGCCAUCUACAACCUGCUCCCAGACAUCAUCAGCAGACUGUCAGACCCAGAGAGAGCCAUGAACGAGGAAGACUUUCACACCAUCAUGAAGCAGCUGUUUUCCUACAUCACUAAGGAGAGACAGACUGAGUCUCUGGUGGAGAAGCUGUGUCAGCGCUUCAGGACAGCAAAGACUGAGCGUCAGUGGUGUGACCUGGCCGUGUCUCUGUCUCUGCUGUCUAUGUGUGAACGAGGGCUGAAGAGGCUCCAGGAGGGUUGGGAGUGUUACAGUGACAAGCUGACUGAGACAGGAGUCUACCAGCCUCUCCUCUCCAUCACUGCUAAGCUACGCCGAGGAGCCAAGCCACAGCUCAAGGUCCAGGUAGAGGAGUUUGAGAAGCGUCUGACGGCGGUCCACACCCGGGGGCUGGAGAACGUAGAGAGCCCUGAGAUGGAGAUAAAACUGCCUGAGGAAGCUGGGUCCAGCCAGAACACCACUCACACGCCACUACCCAACAAGGGACGGGGUGGCAGGCCCAAGAGAGGUCAAGCCAAGCCCUCUGUAUCCAGUUGCCAUGACGAUAGCUUUAUGACCCCUAAACCAACCCGGAAGUCCUCCAAGAAAGCUGUUAUCACCUUCAGCAGUGACGAAGAGGAGGAGGAAGAAGAUGCUGUCAUGGCAGAGAGUGAGACACCAAAGGUGACCACACCCAUCGCCCGCACCUCUCGACGUGCUCGUCUCCGACACUGAUCCCUCUCCCUCUGCUUUUAGGUUGUAUGUCACAUGUUCUAUUGUUUUUGUCAUGUUUUUUCAUUUUUAAAAUAGCUUUUUAUCUUUUUAAUGUAGCUCUAUCUAGUCAGUACUAAAUACUCAUCUUUUUUUGUAGCUGAAUCAAGACUUUUAAUAAACCUUUGGUGUGAACCACACAACCGCUGUCAUCCGUGUGUGUGUUUGCAAGUGGAGUCAGAUUUAUGCCCUCAUUACAAGGAGUAUUGAAUGCCCUUCUCUUGCAAUUAUGUGUGUUUGGUCAGUGAAAUAGUGUGUUCAGGUUGGACUGUCCCAGCUUGGCUAGACACGGUUGCUACCAUUUGUACUCCUUCACUCUCUCUUCCAUGGUCCUAUUUCUGCCAGUUUUAAAUAUUCUGUAAUUAAACCUGUUAACCUAAAUCCUC